CACACACACACACACACACACACACACACACACACACACACACACACACACACACACACACACACACACACACACGGACACGCACGUAGCCUCCCAGAGAACGUCUAUUAGUGAAGAUGUUCCACUUUGAGGCGUUUCAGGAUGAAUUUUAAUUUAGACAACUUCUAAUCAUGUUUCAACGUUUUUAAUUCAACGAUAUUUUAACUGCAUUUAUGAUGUAGUAAAUUUAUAAUGAACUUAUAGUGAACUAAUAGGGGAUUUAUAGUGAACUCAUAAUGAGUUUAUAGGGAAUUUAUUUUGAAUUUAUUUCGAAUUUGUGAACUUAAAGUGAAUUUGUAGUGAAUUUAUGAAGUUGUAGUGGAAUUAUUGUGAACUUAUAAUACAAUUAUAAUGAAUUUAUAGUGAGUUUGUAAAAUUACAUUGAUUUUAUAGCGAGUUUAGAGUGAAUUUAUCAUGAAUUUGUGAACUUAUAGUGUUUUUUUGUGAAUUUAUAGUGAAUUUAUCAAGGUAUAGUGAACUUCUAAUGAAUUUAGAGUGAAUUUAGAGUGAAUUCAUGAAGUUAUAGUGGAUUUAUAGUGAACUUAUUUUAAAUUUAUAAUGAAUUUAUAGUGUUUAUAAAGUUAUAGCGAAUUUAUAGCGAGUUUAGAGUGAAUUUAUAGUGAAUUUGUCAAGUUAUGGUAAACAUGUAGUGAAAAUUAUGAAGUUAUAUUGGAUUUAUAGUGAAUUUAUUUUGAAGUUAAAAGGAAUUUAUAGUGAGUUUUUAGUGAAUUUAUUAUGAAUUUGUGAACUUAAAGUGAAUUUUUAGUAAAUUUGUGAACCAAUAGUGAACUUAAAGUAAAUUUAAAUCGAAGUUUUAUUUGACUAAUAGAUAAUAUUUCAUUUUUAUAUGCAUCGUUUUGAUUACAUGCAAUAUUUAACUUUCAUGUACAACACUGUCGAUAUAAUGUGCAAUAUUUCAUUUUCAUUUUACCUUUCAGGCACAAUGUUAUAUUUUAAUCUCAUUUUUUAUGUGUAAUAUUGUCAUUUCAUCUUUUUUUCAGGUGCAAUAUUUCAUGUUCUUGUCUGGCAUUAUUUUUUAUUAUUAAUUAUUGAAAUAUUUCAUGUUCUUGUGUGAUAUUACUUCUAUAAGGCAUUGUAAUAUUUCAUCUUUAUGUUUAAUAUUAUUUAUUACCUCAGUAUGAUUGGAAAUUAAACAGAUAUGGUGAGUUUAGUUGAAAUGGGACACCUGAAAUUGGAUACAAUGAGCUUUUUUUUUUUUUUUAAAUCCCUUAUUAACCCCACGAUGGGAAAUUCUGAUUGUUGCAUAUCCCCCCAUUUGGGGGAGUCAGAGCGCAGGGUCAGCCAUGGUACGGUAUUUUGAAGUAGUAUGUAAAGUAUCCCCAAACGACUGCUUAUGUUUUGUUGGAAAUUAAUCUGAUGGAUAGAAAAAAGUUUGAGAUGGAAAAACCUUUCACUAAAAUGCAUUUCUGGUGCCUGGAUUGUCCGUCAGAGUGGUAGCUCUCUACUCUGUUCUGCUCUUUAACAUCUUUGAGUCGAAGCGUGUCGUCACAGGUUGCAGGAUUUAAAGGGGCAGCAGCUAAACUCAGGGUCAGUUUUUUUGUCGGCCAACACUCUGUCCUGGACUUUACUCAUGAUUUCUGGGAAACAGGUGAAACUGAAGAUGUUUUCCAGAUGUCCACUCUGUCUGUUCACCCUGUAAUAUCAUGUAGUACUAGUAUCAGUGCUAGUGUUAGUAUUAGCACCGCAAAUCUGCAGUAUUUCGCUCAAGUAGACGAAAAUAAACCAAACUCCCCUUAGAAAACUGCUUAUUUAAAGUUUGUGUUCAGUUUUGGGGAAAAUUUAAAAGGUUAUUCAACCAGAUAGUUACAUCGUCUGAUCUGGGAGAGUGUAUUCUUUAAUUCGUUGUGGGUCACAUACACGAACAAUUUUAUAUUUUUUUGCAAUUCUAACUUUACUCCCGGUUCCGCCGCCUGAAUGGUUAGCUCCUGCUAAUAGCGUAAUACGCCACAGAGGGCGGAAGUCGGAAGUCUGUUGGGAAAAGUACGCCGAAAGUUCCUCAGGGUUAUUUAAGUCCUUAAAAUGUGUUAAAGUUCAUUACGGGACGUUUGUAUGUCUCCGAAAAACCGCGGAUGGAAUUUACCGGCAGUUUUUUUGACCGGAGUUUGGUUUCAACGUCUGCGGGGCUAAACUGACUCCAGACCAGCUAACUGUGAGCUAGCUUUGCCCGGAAGCCUUGAAUCUUCGGUUGAGAGAGCUGGACACGGAAUACACUGAAAAUAAAGACAUUUAGGGGUAAAAAUCUAAACGUUUUAUCCUAUUAUGAUUAAGUUUCACAGAUGUAUUUAGGAGCUACUGCCGUUAAAGUGCAUUUUAGAGGCGAGCCGAGCUGCCAAACUGAAUUUUAACGCCUGUUUUGAGUUUAAAUAAGUGAAAUUUUGAGAUUUUGCUCUGAAACCUUUCACAAAACAUUCACUAAUUACACUAAAAAAUGCCAUUAUGUUGCAAAUUUAACAGCAUUUAUUUAUUUCAUUUAUUUUAUAUAUUUAUAUUUAUUUAUUUAUUACAAAUUUGUCCGGUUACGCCUGUAUUUAAGUUGUUUUUAUUUUAGCUAACUCACUAGCUGGUGGCUAGGCUAUAGCUAAGUUAGCAAACAAACAUCAGUUUUCUAACAUUUUAGCAGCUUAAAAUGAAAACUGACGGGGUUUUCUUUAAUGGAAAGACUAAAAAACAUUUAACACUGACAUGAGUUAUGAGAGGUUGUAAGCUCAUGUGUAGCUGUAUCUGUAUUUAUUUGAAUUUAACCCCCUAUAUUGUGAAAAUGAUGCUUUUCACUGUUAGCUUCCUUGGUUAAUGUGGUUUAUUAGAUUGUCAGACUUGAUUAGGAGUGUUAGUUUGAGAUUUAUAACAUGUAUGACCCCAUAGAAACACACACAGAGUCACUAUAGUAACCUGAAAUGUCAACAAAUGGAGAGAACAUUUAGUUUUACGCAUAUAAAGUCAUCCACAUUCCUGUUUCUUUUUGAUUUAGUGAUUUCUUUUUGGUGUUUUUACAGCAUGGAGUCCACCGUUGGUGAUUUUCUGUCUCCAGAGUCGACCGUCACCUCCCUGCUGUCCAGUUCGGGUCACCUGAGGAGCAGCCUGAGGCCUCCUGAACACAGCGACACCUUCAGAUACAGAGACAAGGACUACGAUUCAGCCUCAGCGGCGUUGGAUGCCUACAUCGCAGACUUCGACAGGAGUCGUCAGAACAGCGAAGCUUCGACAGGAAAACUGGUUCUACAACAGAACCGACCCUCCACACCGAGCAGACCCAGACUGCUCAGGAACAAAGACGUUCUCAGGGAGCGACUGACCGACCAGGAGCUUGACUUCCUGAACCUCCCCGUCAGCUCCCUCCGUCACCGUAGCAACCGCGACAGACUCUCCAUGACGACGGAUGAGCUGCUGGCCAUCCCCAAUGACGGCUCGAUGCCCAUCACCCACACCUCCGCCUUCAUACAAGGCCUCCUGUCCCGGUCUGAAUCCUCCCAGCAUCGCCCCUCCUCCAGACCAGCAUGUAGAACCUGUUCUGGACUCAGCAGCAGCCAUACAGUCCUCCAUCACCAGAACCAGAACCACCAGUCUCUGCCCCCCAGGACAUCCAGGAGCUGCAGGUGUAAAAGUAGACCAGGAGCAGCCAUGUUUAAACCAGGUGUGGACGUCUCCUCUGCUGCUAGUCUUAAGUCUGCACACAGAGCAGUGAGGUCAGAGUGGGCGGGGCCUUCCUCGUCCUUCCACCUCCCUCAUUGGCUCACCAGCAAUAAGGCCGACAUGAACUGUUCUGGGAUCAGCAGCGUUCCUGAUUUUAAUUAUCCAGCCUGGAUUCAGAGCUGUGACCUCAGCGAACCUCCUCCGUCCACAGAUCUGUGGGACUUUAACGCUCCCAGAGCCGGAGUUCCUUCCUGGGUGGAAGAUCUGGAGAAGGACGAUGAUCCCGACAACACAUCUGCACAGGUCGAUAACCAGCAGACGCUCAGAGAUCUGAGGCUCCAGUUGGCUGAACAGAUUUCUGUGAUCGCUGCAGACAGAAAAGACUCUAUGACGGCUCUGUUCAGAGAUAACAGGAUUGAGUCUCUGAUCCAGAAGGCAGAUCAGGUGUUAAACUCUUUAUCUCAGAACUGUGGAGGAGCUGAAAGUCCUCCAGAACCAGUUAUCAGCUCUGCUCUGAGUCCCGUCAACACUGAGGAUCUGCUGCUGUGUUCCCCUUCACUCCGUCCUCCAGUCGCUCCAGACUCGGCAGCAGGAGGUGCCACAGAGAGUCUGACUGAGAAGACGGUGAAGUUUCAGGACUACGACUCCCAUAAAGCCAGCAUCUGGAAGCAGCCCGGUCCAGUGGAGGCUCUGAAACAGAUGCUGUUCAGGCUUCAGUCUGUGGAGUCGGAGCUUCAGCGACAACAAGAAGCUUCACCAGAACUCCAAAACAGGCUGCAGACGCCGGAGAAACAGUUUCCUGAUGGUGAGUCAGAGCUGCAGAAUUUUCCUGGACGGCCUUCACUGCAGAGAGCUCUGCAUCACCUGAACCGUCUGAAGCUGCUGGUAGAAGAACCAACAAAGAAACACAGAGAGGAGGAGAAGGAUGAAGAUGAAGGACGUUACUCCUCUUCAUCUGCUGACGGACUCAUGACUUCUCAGAAGGAACCUUCUUGAAGCUGAUGGACCCCUGAUGUUCUCCCAACAUCUGACCAUAAAUCUGAAUGAAGGCGCUUUAAUUCAUGUUAAUCAUUCCAGACUAAAAAACUGAAGCAUCAAUGAAACGAGUCAAAAGUUCUGUCAGAGUUACAGUGAAGGUUCUGAUUUCAGCCACUUUAUUGGUGCCUUAAUGAUGUAAGCUAACAUUAGAAUGUUAGCUAACAUGCUAACGACGCUAAGAGUGUUAAAAUGUGGUUGCAGUUUAAAUACUAAAUGUCAGUAAUUUAACAUCCAGUUUUAUGGAUGCUAACUGUAGCCUAGCCACAUUAAUAUGCUAAUAUUAGCAUGUUAAUAAUAAAAAACGUUCAUGUUGGCAUUUUUACAAGCUAAACGCUAAAUGUUACAUGCUUUUUUGAUCUAAAUUUAAGUCAAAGAACUUGUAACAAUAGACUAAUAUAUUUAGACAAAGUUCUUUAUUUACCACUGAUGCAUUUAGGGGAUUUCUCCUUUUUUGUUACAUGAAAUAAGGGUUAAAACUUGUAUUUAUUUGCAAGAUUAAUGUAUCUACACACUAGUUCCAGUAUCCAAGGUGUUCAAAGUUUUUAUCAUCACAGUAUAAAUCAACACUGAGCUGCUGAGACCAUGAGGUGCAGCUUAGCUUAAUGACAUCUGGGCAAAGUUUGAACUGAAAGGCUUCUAUGUGACGUGUUCAUGCAGGAGAAGCACAGGUGACAGAAUUACACCUGUACCUUUCUUGCUAUGACAAGUAAAAAUGUGGUGGAAAUGGUCUGGUACCAGUUUCUAACCCAUAAAAUCUCUUCAUCAACCUCUAAGUUGUAUUUAAAACCAGGAAACACACUGAUAGUUUGAUUUGGAGCUUGAUAAUGAAGAAGUGCCUGAAAAAACAAUCAAACAUGGAUGUCGAGCAUCAGCCCUUCAGACCAAAUGUGUCUUGGAUCUGAAGUUGAGUUAAACGUGCACAGUAUUUAAUUUAGCCCUCAUAAUUUAGACUGUAUGGGAUAUCUACCAUACAUAGCCAACGAGGAGGAUAGGAGGAUUUUAGAUGUAGGAAACAACAUGUUGCCUUUUGCUAACGGUAAACAGAAAUUCAGAUUGUUUUCUUGAAUAUUUUUAUUCAUUUUUAGGUCAAACUCAGGAUUUUUUUUCCUGCUGUUUUAUGUUGAGUGACAUUAAAGUGUUGAAUCAUCAUUCAGAUAAACAGGUGAACUGGUGUUUGUUGUGCACCAGGUGAGAGAAACGUCUUUGUGAAACCAGACUCUGAUUAAUGAUCUUUUCUUCUAGUGCCAAACAAGACUUUUUUCCCUCAAAUUAUGUCUGAUUGAUCUGGUUUUAGAUCAGGUCUUAGACUUAGUUUUCGACCUGGUUCUGGAUCUGGUUUUAGACUUAGUUUUGGAUCUGGUUCUGUAUUUGUUUUCAGUGCAUUAAGUGGGUCUAAAAAGGUGCAGGUAUUCUAUUUUCCAAUAUCAACCAUUAAAAAAACAAAACAAAAAAACAAAAACAAAAUUGGUACUAAAGCUUGCGCUAUACUUGUACCUAAUCGAUUGUGGCUAAAUAAGUUGUGGCAACUUAUUUUACUGUUACAACAAUGUUUGUUGAACUUGUAAACCAACAAAGAUAUUAAAUAUAAAUUUAAACACA
Messenger RNA from Amphiprion ocellaris (clown anemonefish), 6327 nucleotides. It is a transcript of the gene c17h18orf54, whose product is annotated as chromosome 17 C18orf54 homolog. The transcript is spliced from 14 exons. The record is from RefSeq and is a predicted model, not a curated record. Lineage: Eukaryota; Metazoa; Chordata; Actinopteri; Pomacentridae. Bases 2965 to 4686 code for a protein of 573 amino acids.